AUGGAUUCCGCAAGCACCGAAAAGGCAGAAGUGUCGAGGGUGGAGAAUACCAGCCGAGCUCCAAGCACCCCAACAGGUCAAGAGCUGCGAGACCAUCCAAAGACGUGGAAUCGGACCCUGAAGCUGAUGGUCCUGGCAAAUCUUUGCUUUAUGGUGUUUUGCGGUAACUUCUAUUCGGCCGGUAUUUCUGCUGGGUUAACCCCUCUCGUAUACGACUUUCACAGCAACUAUGACAAGGCGGGCGAUAUCGUCGCGUACUCUGUGCUCUGCAUUGGUCUGGGCUCCUUCAUAUGGAUUCCGACCGCUGUGGUCAUUGGGAAACGCCCCGUCCUGCUAGCCUCCCAAAUAAUGUUCAUGACUGGAUCUAUUUGGUGUUCGCAAGCGGGAUCAAUGGAAAGCCUUCUGGGUGCUCGAAUCCUGGGUGCAUUUGGUGCUGGCGCAGUUCAAGCUGUUGGUCCUGCUGUUGUUGGAGAAAUAUUCUUGGAGAAGAACUACUCUAAAGCCAUGGGCUUAUACGCAGCGAGCCUCUGUAUCGGAGCUCAAGGCGGACCUCUGAUCGCAGGCCACCUGAUCGAGGCCAAGGGAUGGAAUUGGUUCUUUAUCCUGAUCGCUAUUCUUAGCGGCUUCAACUUUCUGACAUUGGCCUUCUUCUGUCCAGAGACUGCUUUCAACGUCGAGAUUGAGGCGGGUGCUACUGGUGCUGACGUCGACGCGGAUAUCCUUGACCAGACGACUGGGCUUGGCCGCACCCAGAGCUCGCUCACAAUAUGGAAGCAGAAUUCUUUUUACUCGAGACAUCCACACGUGAGAGGUGGUGGCUUGAGACAAUGGUUUCUUUCGUUCUUGCUGCAGAUCGAAUUCAUGUUCGACCCCAUUGUGAUUAUCUCAGCGGGUAUGUGGGGGAUUGUGGUCGCAACUAUCUCAGUCAUCUCCAACCAAUUGUUCGCAAUGCCACCGUUCCUCUGGGGUCCCGCUGAACUGGGUAAUUGGGCAUGCACGAGUCUAGUCGGUGUAGCCAUUGCUUUUCCCAUUGCUGGGCCCUUGACCGAUACCGUCUCCUCAUUCAUCGGCCGCCGAAAGGGCAAACAUAUGCCCGAAUACCGACUUGUCACUCUGGUGGUCCCAUUCGUGUUCUCCUCAUCAGGCCUGUUGAUGUUUGGGUAUACAUACACAAAGGGAUCUUACGUCGGACCAGCAGUGGGUUAUGCAAUGCAAGCUGCCAGCCUCAUGCUCAUUCCCACUUCUGUUCUAUCCUACGGUAUCGAUAGUUACCCUUACGACGCGGCCGAGGUCACGGCUCUGAUGAACGCUGUCACACAUAUCAUCCCCUUUGGACUGACAAAGACGGCUUCAAAUUGGCUUGCGAGGGUCGGCGUGGAAAAGAUGUUUCUACAGAUGGCGAUCAUCCAGUGGGCUUUGCUAGCUGGUUUUACCAUAGUGCUGCUUGUAUUCGGACCAUGGAUUCGGGCCAAGGCCGCUUAUGUUCACCAGCAUUAUGGCGCUAAGAGAUUUCUGUAG
Fusarium fujikuroi IMI 58289 is the source of this 1518-nucleotide messenger RNA. Its product is annotated as related to HOL1 protein. The record is from RefSeq and is a predicted model, not a curated record. Bases 1 to 1518 code for a protein of 505 amino acids. NCBI's taxonomy places the organism in Eukaryota, Fungi, Ascomycota, Sordariomycetes, Hypocreales, Nectriaceae. Gene Ontology annotation, biological process: transmembrane transport. The transcript has 5 exons. Gene Ontology annotation, molecular function: transmembrane transporter activity.